Messenger RNA from Suricata suricatta (meerkat), 13435 nucleotides. It is a transcript of the gene DYNC2H1, whose product is annotated as dynein cytoplasmic 2 heavy chain 1. Gene Ontology annotation, biological process: microtubule-based movement. The record is from RefSeq and is a predicted model, not a curated record. Gene Ontology annotation, cellular component: dynein complex. Bases 113 to 13057 code for a protein of 4314 amino acids. The transcript has 90 exons. Gene Ontology annotation, molecular function: dynein light intermediate chain binding; minus-end-directed microtubule motor activity; ATP binding. Lineage: Eukaryota; Metazoa; Chordata; Mammalia; Carnivora; Herpestidae.
CUGGCAACCGCGAAGCCCAAAAGGGCGGCGGGCUGCGGGCGGCGUGCUCGGAGCUGCGGUUGUCUGGUGGCGGUCCCCGGGACCCGCGUGUUCGCGCGUCGUGGCCGCCUCCAUGGCGGGAGGAGCCCGGGACGUGCGGAAGGUCUUCCUCUUCACCACCACCCAGAAUUACUUCGGACUGCUGUCGGAGCCCUGGGACCAGCAGCUGACCUACUGCUGCCCCGAAGUCAACAACUUUCUGGAUGACGGCAACCAGAUGCUCCUCAGGGUGCAGCGCUCGGACGCCGGCGUCGUCUUUUCCAACUCGAUUGAUUUUGCUGACACAAAAGAUAAAGUGCUGGUGUUUUUCAAGCUGCGACCUGAAGUAAUUACUGAUCAGAAUCUACAUAGUAACAUUCUUGUUUCAUCUAUGUUGGAAUCACCUAUAAAUUCUCUUUACCACGCUGUGCGGCAAGUAUUUGCACCAAUGUUGUUAAAGGAUCAGGAAUGGAGCAGACACUUUGAUCCCAAACUUCAGAAUCUUUUGAGCGAACUAGAAGCUGGGUUGGGUGUAGUUCUACGAAGAUCAGACACUAACUUAUCAAAAUUGAAAUUUAAGGAAGAUGACACACAAGGUAUUCUUACACCAAGUGAUGAGUUCCAGUUUUGGGUGGAGCAAGCUCAUCGUGGAAAUAAACAAAUUAGCAGAGAGAGAGCCGGUUAUUUUAAAGAACUGUUUGAAACAAUCGCGAGAGACUUUUAUAACUUGGACAGUCUAUCCUUACUAGAAGUGGUAGACUUGGUGGAGGCCACCCGGGAUGUUGUAGAUGAUGUGUGGAGACAAACAGAACAUGAUCAUUUCCCCGAGUCACGGAUGUUACAUCUCUUAGACAUCAUAGGUGGUUCAUUUGGAAGAUUUGUUCAGAAGAAGUUGGGAACUUUGAAUCUGUGGGAAGAUCCUUACUAUCUUGUGAAAGACCAUCUCAGAGCGGGUAUUUCCAUUUGUGAGCAGUGGGUGAUCGCCUGUAACCACCUCACGGGUCAGGUGUGGCAGCGCUAUGUUCCGCAUCCAUGGAAAGGGGAGAAAUACUUCCCUGUAACCCUGGACAAACUGGGCAAACGGCUGGAAGAGGUCUUGGCUGUAAGAACAAUUCAUGAGAAGCUUCUUUAUUUUUUACCUGCCAGUGAAGAGAAAAUUGUAUGCCUGAGUCGAGUGUUUGAACCCUUUACUGGCCUGAAUCCUGUGCAAUAUAAUCCGUAUACUGAGCCUUUGUGGAAAGCAGCAGUGUCUCAGUAUGAAAAAAUUAUUGCACCUGCAGAACAGAAAAUAGCAGGAAAAUUGAAAAAUUAUAUUUCAGAAAUUCAGGACAGUCCACAGCAGCUUCUUCAGGCAUUUCUGAAAUAUAAAGAGUUGGUGAAGCGUCCAACUAUAAGUAAAGAAUUGAUGUUAGAAAGAGAAACUUUGCUGGCAAGAAUUGUGGACUCAAUAAAAGAUUUUCGAUCGGACUUUGAGAAUCGAUGCCGAGGAGUUCCUGGUGAAGCAUCUGGACCACUUUCUGGCAAAAACCUGUCGGAAGUUGUUAAUAAUAUAGUUUGGGUUCGCCAGUUGGAACUGAAGGUGGAUGAUACUCUCAAGAUUGCGGAGGCUCUUUUAUCUGACUUGUCAGGAUUUCGAUCUUUCCAUCGAGCUGCUGAAGAUCUGUUAGACCAGUUUAAACUGUAUGAACAAGAGCAAUUUGACGAUUGGUCCAGGGAUAUUCAGUCUGGUUUGUCUGAUUCCAGAUCUGGUUUGUGCAUCGAGGCUAAUAGUCGAAUUAUGGAAUUGGAUCCUAGUGAUGGCUCAUUAAAGGUGCAUUAUUCAGAUCGGUUGGUGAUUCUUCUGAGAGAAGUUCGUCAGCUUUCUGCACUUGGCUUUGUUAUUCCUGCCAAGAUACAGCAAGUUGCAAACAUUGCACAGAAAUUCUGCAAGCAAGCAAUUAUUCUUAAACAAGUGGCCCAUUUUUACAAUUCCAUCGAUCAACAAAUGAUUCAAAGUCAGAGACCAAUGAUGUUACAAUCUGCAUUAGCAUUUGAACAGAUAAUUAAGAAUUCAAAAGCAGGAAGUGGCGGAAAGUCACAGAUUACUUGGGAUAAUCCUGAAGAGUUAGAAGGCUAUAUCCAAAAACUCCAAAAUGCUGCCCAACGACUUGCCACUGAAAAUAGAAAACUGAGAAAAUGGCACACUAUAUUUUCUGAAAAGGUCGUGGUUCUUAUGAAUAUUGACCUGCUUCGGCAGCAGCAGCGCUGGAAAGACGGAUUGCAGGAGCUGAGGACUGGCCUCGCCAGUGUCGAAGCACAGGGGUUCCAGGCCAGUGACAUGCGGGCGUGGAAACGGCACUGGAAUCACCAGCUCUAUAAAGCUCUCGAACACCAGUAUCAGAUGGGCUUGGAAGCGCUAAAUGAGAACCUGCCGGAAAUAAACAUAGACCUAAUAUACAAACAAGGACGGUUACAGUUCAGGCCUCCUUUUGAAGAAAUCCGGGCUAAGUAUUAUAGAGAAAUGAAGAGGUUCAUCGGCAUUCCGAAUCAGUUUAAGGGAGUGGGUGAGCCCGGAGAUGAGUCUAUUUUUUCUGCUAUGAUUGAUAGAAAUGCAAGUGGAUUUUUGACUAUUUUCAGCAAAGCAGAAGAUCUGUUUAGGAGAUUAUCUGCUGUCUUACACCAACAUAAGGAAUGGAUCGUAAUUGGGCAAGUUGAUAUGGAAGCUCUAGUGGAAAAGCAUCUCUCUACCGUCCAUGACUGGGAGAGAAAUUUCAAAGCACUGAAGAUAAAAGGAAAAGAAGUAGAGCGACUUCCAAGUGCAGUCAAGGUAGAUUGUUUAAAUAUUAAUUGUAACCCCGUGAAAACUGUGAUUGAUGAUCUCAUCCAGAAGUUAUUUGAUGCGCUUGUUCUUUCUUUGAAGAAGUCCAUCCAGGCUCGCUUACAUGAAAUUGAUACAUUUGUAACUGAGGCUACUGACGUCUUAACAGUUAUGCCUCAGUCUGUGGAAGAGAUUGGUGAUGCAAAUUUGCAGUACAGUAGGCUACAGCAGCAGAAACCAGAGAUUUUGCCCUUAUUCCAAGAAGCUGAAGAUAAAAAUAGACUUUUACGAACUGUGGCUGGUAGAGGUUUGGAAACAAUUAGCAAUCUGAAGGCUAAGUGGGAUAAAUUUGAGUUGAUGAUGGAAAGUCACCAACUUAUGAUUAGAGAUCAGAUUGAAGUGAUGAAAGGGAAUGUCCAGUUGCGUCUUCAGAUCUAUUACCAAGAAUUGGAAAAAUUUAAAGCUCGUUGGGAUCAACUGAAGCCUGGUGAUGAUAUUAUUGAAACUGGCCUGCAAAGUACUCUUGAUAAAAGUGCCAAGUCCAUAAAAGAGAAAAAAAUUGAGUUUGAUGAUCUUGAAGUCACAAGGAAAAAGCUGGUUGAGGAUUGCCAUCAUUUUGGGUUAGAAGAGCCCAGCUUGUCUUUGGCAGAUAGCAUCUCUAAGGACAUUGAGAGCUGUGCACAAAUUUGGGCCCUUUAUGAAGAGUUUCAGCAGAGACUUGAGGAAAUGGCCAAUGAAGAUUGGAUUACUUUCCGGACUAAGACAUAUCUGUUUGAAGAAUUUUUGUUGAAUUGGCACGACAGAUUAAGGAAAGUUGAAGAACAUUCAGUUAUGACGGUGAAAUUACAAUCGGAAGUUGACAAAUACAAAACUGUAAUUCCUGUCUUGAAAUACGUCAGAGGGGAGCAUCUUUCUCCAGAUCACUGGCUUGACCUUUUUCGUCUACUUGGCCUUCCUCGGGGGACUAGCCUGGAAAAAUUAAUGUUUGGUGACCUCCUUAGAGUAGCUGAUACAAUUGUUGCCAGAGCUUCAGACCUUAAAGAUCUAAAUAGUCGGGCACAAGGUGAAGUUACCAUCAGAGAAGCUUUACGUGAACUCGAUCUUUGGGCAGUUGGAGCAGUAUUUACAUUGACUGAUUAUGAAGACAGCCAGAGUCGAACUAUCAAGCUGAUUAAAGACUGGAAAGACAUCGUAAAUCAAGUUGGAGAUAAUAGAUGCCUUCUUCAAUCCUUAAGGGAUUCUCCUUAUUAUAAGGGAUUUGAAGAUAAAGUGUCCAUUUGGGAAAGGAAACUUGCAGAAUUAGAUGAAUACCUACAGAAUUUAAACCAUAUUCAGAGGAAGUGGGUGUAUUUGGAACCCAUAUUUGGCCGUGGAGCCUUGCCAAAGGAGCAGACACGCUUCAGCAGGGUUGACGAAGAUUUUAGAUCAAUAAUGACUGACAUCAAGAAAGACAAUAGAGUCACAACGUUAACUACUCACGCAGGAAUCAGAAAUUUGCUGCUAACGAUACUUGAUCAGCUUCAAAGAUGUCAGAAAUCAUUAAAUGAAUUUUUGGAGGAAAAACGUUCAGCAUUUCCAAGGUUUUAUUUCAUCGGUGACGAUGACCUGUUGGAGAUACUGGGCCAGUCUACUACCCCGUCAGUGAUUCAGUCUCACCUCAGAAAGCUGUUCGCCGGUAUUAACAGUGUGUGCUUUGAUGAAGAAUCAAAACAUAUAACUGCAAUGAAAUCUUUAGAGGGGGAAGUUGUACCUUUUAAAAACAAAGUUCUGAUAUCAAAUAAUGUAGAGACCUGGUUAAGUGAUUUAGCCUUGGAAAUGAAGCAGACCUUGAAACAGUUGUUGGUUGAAUGUGUCACUGCUGGACGAAGUUCUCAGGGUGCAGUUGACCCAUCGUUGUUCCCUUCACAGAUACUCUGUUUGGCAGAGCAGAUUAAGUUCACUGAAGAUGUAGAAAAUGCUAUCCAAGAUCAUAGUCUUCAUCAGAUUGAAACCCAGCUGGUGACUAAAUUAGAGCACUAUACUAGCAUCGAUACAAGUUCUGAGGAUCCAGGGAACACUGAAACUGGCAUUCUGGAGCUUAAACUUAAAGCACUCAUUCUUGAUAUCAUUCAUAACAUUGAUGUGAUAAAGCAGUUAAUCCAAGUUCAAGUUCAUACAACUGAAGACUGGACCUGGAAAAAACAAGUCAGAUUUUACAUGAAAAGUGAUCACAUUUGUUAUGUUCAGAUGGUGGAUUCUGAACUUCAGUAUACUUAUGAGUACCAGGGCAACGCUCCCAAGCUAGUUUACACGCCGCUGACGGACAAGUGCUACCUGACUCUGACGCAGGCCGUGAAGAUGGGCCUGGGCGGAAACCCGUACGGGCCGGCGGGGACCGGGAAGACUGAGUCGGUGAAGGCCUUGGGUGGACUGCUCGGGAGACAAGUGUUGGUUUUUAAUUGUGACGAGGGCAUCGACGUGAAGUCAAUGGGACGGAUUUUUGUUGGUUUGGUGAAGUGCGGGGCUUGGGGUUGCUUUGAUGAGUUCAACAGACUGGAAGAGUCCGUGCUGUCGGCGGUGUCCACGCAAAUCCAGAUGAUCCAGGAUGCUCUGAAGAAUCACAGCGCUGCGUGCGAGCUGCUCGGCAGGGAGGUAGAAAUCAAUUCGAAUUCUGGGAUUUUUAUCACCAUGAAUCCUGCUGGAAAAGGUUACGGAGGAAGACAGAAGCUGCCGGACAAUCUGAAGCAGCUUUUCCGGCCGGUAGCCAUGUCCCGCCCAGACAACGAGUUGAUCGCAGAGGUCAUUCUCUAUUCCGAGGGCUUCAAAGAGGCCAAAGUCCUGGGCAGAAAAUUGGUAGCUGUCUUCAAUCUAUCGAGGGAACUUUUGACGCCCCAGCAGCAUUAUGACUGGGGUUUGAGAGCCUUGAAGACAGUCCUUCGAGGAAGCGGAGGUCUUCUUAGACAGCUGCGGAGAGCUGGCGGUAAACACAACGUUGAUGAAAGUCAUAUUGUGGUACAAGCAUUGAGGCUUAAUACGAUGUCAAAGUUUACAUUUGCUGAUUGCACACGGUUUGAUGCACUGAUUAAAGAUGUGUUUCCUGGGAUUGACUUUAAAGAAGUAGAAUAUGAUGAGCUGAGUUCUGCAUUACGGCAUGUCUUUGAGGAGGCCAAUUAUGAAAUCAUACCAAAUCAGAUCAAGAAGGCUUUGGAAUUGUAUGAGCAGUUACGCCAGAGGAUGGGAGUGGUCAUUGUUGGUCCAAGUGGCGCUGGAAAAUCAACUCUCUGGAGGAUGUUAAGGGCAGCACUUUGUAAAAUUGGCAGAGUGGUGAGACAGUACACCAUGAACCCCAAAGCCAUGCCCAGACAUCACUUGUUAGGCUACAUUGACAUGGACACGCGGGAAUGGUCUGAUGGUGUUUUGACAAACAGUGCUCGCCAAGUCGUUCGAGAACCUCAAGAUGUCAGCUCCUGGAUAAUAUGUGAUGGUGAUAUUGACCCUGAAUGGAUAGAAUCUCUGAAUUCUGUUCUGGAUGACAAUCGACUACUCACUAUGCCCAGCGGAGAAAGGAUUCAGUUCGGCCCAAAUGUUAACUUUGUGUUUGAAACUCAUGAUUUAAGUUGUGCCUCUCCAGCCACAAUAUCUAGAAUGGGAAUGAUCUUUCUUAGCGAUGAAGAGACAGAUCUUAAUUCUCUGAUAAAAUCUUGGUUGAAGAAUCAGCCUGAUAGUUAUAGGAAUAAUCUUGAAAACUGGAUUGGAGAUUACUUUGAAAAGGCUUUACAGUGGGUUCUGAAGCAGAAUGACUAUGUGGUGGAAACCAGUUUGGUUGGGACUGUGAUGAAUGGUUUAUCACAUCUGUGUGGAUGCGAAAAUCAUGACCAAUUUGUUAUUAAUCUCAUACGGGGGCUUGGUGCAAAUCUGAACAUGAAAUCCCGCCUGGAAUUCACCAAAGAGGUUUUUAACUGGGCCCGAGAGUCUCCUCCAGACCCUCACAGACCGAUGGACGCCUACUAUGACUUGAGCCGAGGGCGACUAGCAUCUUACGUGCUGAAGAAGCCGGACAACCUGACUGCCGAGGAGUUCAGCAGCGGCCAAAGCCUCCCCGUCAUUCAGAUCCCUGACAUGCAGCGGGGCCUGGAUUACUUCAGACCUUGGUUACAUUCUGAUACUAAACAGCCAUUUAUUCUGGUCGGACCAGAAGGAUGUGGCAAAGGGACGCUGCUGAGGUAUGCCUUUUCGCAGCUGCGGUCCACGCAGGUGGCCACAGUUCACUGCAGUGCGCAGACUGCACCCCGCCACCUGCUGCAGAAGCUGAGCCAGACCUGCCUGGUGAUCAGCACCAACACUGGCCGCGUGUACAGGCCCAAGGACUGCGAGAGACUUGUUUUGUACUUGAAAGAUAUCAACCUCCCCAAGCUGGACAAAUGGGGCACCAGCACUCUGGUUGCUUUCCUUCAGCAGGUAUUGACCUAUCAAGGAUUUUAUGAUGAAAAUUUGGAAUGGGUUGGUUUAGAAAAUAUUCAAAUUGUGGCUUCUAUGUCGGCUGGAGGAAGACUGGGGAGACACAAGCUUACCACCCGCUUUACUUCCAUUGUCCGUCUCUGUGCUGUGGAUUACCCAGAAAGAGAGCAAUUACAGACAAUUUAUGGAGCAUAUUUGGAACCAGUUCUACAUAAAAAUCUGAAGAAUCAUUCUAUUUGGGGUUCUUCAGCUAAAAUCUAUCUCUUAGCAGGGUCUAUGGUACAAGUGUAUGAACAGGUGCGGGCCAAAUUCACAGUUGAUGAUUAUAGUCACUAUUUGUUUACUCCGUGCAUCCUUACCCAGUGGGUUCUUGGCUUAUUCAGAUACGAUUUAGAAGGAGGGUCCUCAAACCACCCAGUAGACUAUGUGUUAGAAAUCGUUGCGUAUGAAGCACGGCGCCUAUUUCGUGACAAGAUUGUUGGUGCAAAGGAGCUUCAUUUAUUUGACAGCAUUUUAACAUCGGUGUUUCAGGGAGAUUGGGGCUCAGAUAUAUUAGAUAAUAUGGCAGACAGUUUCUAUGUUACGUGGGGAGCCAGACACAGUUCAGAAGCAAGGGCAGCCCCUGUGCAGAUGCUGCCUCCACAUGGAAAACCACUUGGGAAACUGAGUUCUGCAGACCUCAAAGAUGUUAUUAAGAAGGGCCUUAUUCAUUAUGGACGAGAUAACCAGACCUUAGAUAUUUUACUUUUCCAAGAAGUCCUGGAGUAUGUGUCCAGGGUGGACAGAGUGCUGAGCUUCCCUGGGGGCUCCCUGCUGCUGGCGGGGCGCAGUGGGGUGGGCCGCCGCACCGUCACCGCCUUAGUCAGCCACAUGCACGGGGCCGUGCUGUUUUCUCCGAAAGUCUCCAGAGGGUAUGAGCUGAAGCAGUUCAAAAAUGAUCUCAAACAUGUGCUGCAUCUUGCAGGUGUUGAAGCUCAGCAGGUAGUCUUCCUUCUUGAGGAUCACCAGUUUAUCCAUCCGACCUUUCUGGAGAUGAUCAACAGUCUUUUGUCUUCAGGUGAAGUUCCUGGACUUUAUACCCUUGAAGAAUUAGAGCCUUUAUUGUUGCCUCUUAAAGAUCAGGCCUCACAGGAUGGUUUUUUUGGACCAGUCUUCAAUUACUUCACAUACAGAAUUCAGCAAAACUUGCAUAUUGUCUUGAUAAUGGAUUCUACGAAUUUAAACUUCAUAGUAAACUGUGAGAGUAACCCAGCUUUGCAUAAGAAAUGCCAGGUGUUGUGGAUGGAGGACUGGUCAGACAGCAGUAUGAGGAGAAUACCUGAAAUGUUACUCAGUGAAACAGAUGGUGAAGAAAAAUAUGGGGACAAAAAAAGGAAAGAAGAAAAGAAAAAGACCUCAGUUGAUCCCGAUUUUCUAAAGUCAUUUUUAUUAAUCCAUGAAUCUUGUAAAGCAUAUGGUGCUACACCAAGCCGAUAUAUGACUUUUUUACGUGUGUAUUCUGCCAUUAGCAGCAGCAAGAAAAAGCAAUUAUUAAAAAGACAAAGUCAUUUGCAGGCUGGUGUGUCUAAACUGAAUGAAGCUAAAGCUCUUGUGGAUGAACUGAACAGAAAAGCCGGAGAGCAAAGUGUGUUACUGAAGACAAAGCAAGACGAAGCAGACAGUGCUCUGCAGGAGAUCACAGUGUCGAUGCAGGAUGCUAGUGAGCAAAAGACAGAACUUGAAAGACUGAAGCACAAAAUAGCAGAAGAAGUUGUUAAAAUUGAAGAAAGAAAAAACAAAAUUGAUGAUGAAUUAAAAGAAGUACAGCCCCUAGUCAAUGAAGCUAAACUAGCAGUUGGAAACAUCAAGCCAGAAUCUCUUUCGGAAAUUCGCUCCCUGCGCAUGCCACCUGAUGUCAUCAGAGACAUUCUUGAGGGCGUUUUAAGGCUGAUGGGUAUCUUCGAUACAUCUUGGGUGAGCAUGAAAAGUUUCCUUGCAAAAAGAGGUGUGAGAGAAGACAUCGCAACUUUCGAUGCACGAAAUAUUCCAAGGGAAAUAAGAGAGAGUGUUGAAGAACUUCUUCAUAAAAAUAAAGGAUCUUUUGAUUCAAAGAACGCUAAGCGUGCCAGCACUGCAGCGGCACCUUUGGCCGCGUGGGUUAAAGCAAACGUCCAGUAUUCCCACGUCUUGGAGCGGAUUCAGCCUCUGGAAGCCGAACAAGCAGGAUUAGAAUUAAAUUUGAAGAAAACUGAAGACAGAAAAAGGAAACUAGAGGAACUUCUAAAUUCUGUUGGCCAGAAAGUAUCAGAACUCAAAGAGAAAUUUCAGAGCAGGACUUCAGAGGCCACCAAGCUGGAAGCCGAAGUGAGCAGAGCGCAGGAAACCAUUAAAGCCGCAGAAGCGCUGAUCAAUCAGCUUGACCACGAGCACAAAAGAUGGAACGCGCAGGUUGCAGAGAUAACAGAGGAAUUAGCUACUCUCCCUAAGAGAGCUCAGCUAGCUGCUGCAUUUAUUACGUAUCUUUCUGCUGCUCCUGAGGGCCUGAGAAAAACCUGUUUGGAAGAAUGGACCAAGUCAGCUUGUCUUGAAAAAUUUGAUCUAAGGAGAUUUCUUUGUACUGAAAGUGAGCAGCUAAUUUGGAAAAGUGAAGGCCUACCGUCAGAUGACCUUUCCAUAGAAAACGCUCUUGUUAUCUUACAGAUCAUUGGUUUAAAAUCAUGGAGUCGAGUAUGCCCAUUCCUUAUAGACCCUUCUUCUCAAGCUACAGAAUGGUUAAAGACACAUUUGAAAGACUCACGAUUGGAAGUAAUUAACCAGCAGGAUAGUAACUUCAUCACCACGCUUGAGCUGGCAGUGCGGUUUGGCAAAACCCUUAUCAUACAGGAGAUGGAUGGUAUAGAACCUGUUCUCUAUCCGUUACUGAGACGAGAUCUGGUCGCUCAAGGGCCGCGUUAUGUGGUACAAAUAGGUGACAAAAUUAUUGACUACAAUGAAGAAUUCCGCCUUUUUUUGUCAACAAGAAACCCCAACCCCUUCCUCCCGCCGGAUGCAGCCUCCAUCGUCACGGAGGUUAACUUCACUACCACGAGAAGUGGGUUACGAGGACAGCUUUUGGCUUUAACUAUUCAGCAUGAGAAACCUGACUUAGAGGAACAGAAAACAAAACUGUUGCAACAGGAAGAAGAUAAGAAAAUACAGUUAGCCAAGCUUGAGGAAUCUCUUUUAGAGACACUUGCCACAUCUCAAGGGAAUAUUUUGGAAAAUAAAGAUUUGAUUGAAUCUCUGAAUCAGACGAAAGCAAGCAGUGCACUUAUUCAAGAGUCACUUAAAGAAUCUUACAGACUCCAGAUUUCUCUUGAUCAAGAGCGGGACGCUUACCUUCCCCUGGCUGAAAGUGCCAGCAAGAUGUACUUCCUCAUCUCCGACUUGUCCAAAAUUAACAACAUGUACCGUUUUAGCUUGGCUGCGUUUCUCCGACUUUUCCAGCGAGCUCUGGAAAACAAGCAGGAUUCUGAAAACACAGAACAGAGAAUCCAAUCUCUUAUCAGCUCAUUAAAGCAUAUGGUCUAUGAAUAUAUAUGCCGUUGUCUAUUUAAGGCUGACCAGUUGAUGUUCGCACUGCACUUUGUUCGGGGCAUGCAUCCUGAACUUUUUCAAGAAAAUGAGUGGGAUACGUUUACAGGUGUGGUUGUUGGAGACAUGUUGCGGAAAGCUGACUCUCAGCAGCGGAUCCGCGAGCAGCUCCCUUCGUGGAUAGACCAGGAGAGGAGCUGGGCCGUGGCCACACUCAAGAUUGCUCUCCCCAGUCUUUAUCAGACCCUCUGCUUUGAUGAUGGAGCGCUGUGGCGUACUUACUAUCAUACUUCAAUGUGUGAGCAAGAGUUCCCAUCUAUUAUUGCAAAGAAAGUUUCCUUAUUCCAGCAGGUUCUUGUGGUGCAGGCUCUCAGGCCGGACAGACUGCAGAGUGCCAUGGCUCAGUUUGCAUGCAGAGCCCUGGGACUGAAAGAGCUGUCCCCGCUCCCUCUAAAUCUCAAACGUCUCUACAAAGAGACACUGGAGAUUGAGCCCAUCUUGAUAAUCAUUUCUCCGGGCGCCGAUCCUUCUCAGGAGCUUCAGGAGCUUGCUAAUGCUGAACGUGGUGGAGAGUGCUACCACCAGGUUGCUAUGGGUCAAGGUCAAGCUGAUUUAGCAAUUCAGAUGCUGAAGGAGUGUGCCCGCAGCGGGGACUGGCUGUGCUUGAAGAACUUACAUCUCGUGGUGUCUUGGCUGCCAGUUCUGGAAAAGGAAUUGAAUACUCUUCAACCUAAAGAUACCUUUCGUCUGUGGCUCACUGCAGAAGUUCAUCCCCACUUUACUCCUAUUUUAUUACAGUCAAGUUUGAAGAUAACAUAUGAGUCACCUCCAGGUUUGAAGAAGAAUUUAAUGCGUACUUACGAAUCUUGGACUCCUGAGCAAAUCAGCAAAAAAGACAACAUCCAUCGAGCUCACGCUCUCUUCAGUCUCGCGUGGUUUCAUGCUGCAUGUCAGGAAAGGAGAAAUUACAUUCCACAGGGCUGGACCAAGUUUUAUGAGUUUUCUUUAUCUGAUCUUCGGGCUGGGUACAGCAUUAUUGACCGGCUCUUUGACGGUACCAAGGACAUGCAGUGGGAAUUUUUACACGGUUUACUUGAAAAUGCUAUUUAUGGCGGACGCAUAGAUAACUAUUUUGACCUUAGAGUUCUUCAGUCAUACCUGAAACAGUUUUUUAAUUCUUCAGUAACUGAUGUUUUAAACCAAAGGAACAAGAAAAGCGUUUUUCCAAAUUCCAUCUGUCUCCCCAAAUCCUGCAGCAUUUUGGACUACCGGGCUCUCAUCGAAAAGCUUCCAGAGGACGACAAGCCUAGUUUCUUCGGUCUUCCCGCCAACAGUGCUCGCUCGGCGCAGCGCAUGAUCAGUUCUCAGGUUAUUUCACAGUUGAGGAUCUUGGGCAGAUCAGUAACAGCUGGUUGCAAGUUUGAUAGAGAAAUCUGGUCUAAUGAACUGUCCCCUGUCCUCAAUCUCUGGAAGAAACUAAACCAGAACUCAAACCUGAUCCAUCAGAAGGUGUCUCCGCCUAAGGAUCGACAAGGGUCUCCAGUACUGUCCUUUAUCGUCCUGGAGCAGUUCAAUGCUGUCCGCUUGGUGCAGAGUGUCCACCAGUCUCUUGCCGCUCUCAGCAAAGUCAUCAGAGGGACUACCUUACUGAGUGCAGAAGUACAGAAACUCGCGAGUGCUUUACUAAACCAAAAGUGUCCUGUGGCGUGGCAGAGCCGGUGGGAAGGCCCGGAAGACCCCCUGCAGUACCUGAGAGGCCUCGUGACUCGUGCCCUCGCGAUCCAGAACUGGGUAGAGAGAGCUGAGAAGCAGGCUCUUCUCUCAGAGACACUUGACCUGUCAGAACUCUUCCACCCAGACACGUUUCUCAACGCUCUUCGCCAGGAAACUGCCCGUGCGAUGGGCUGUUCUGUUGAUAGCCUAAAAUUCGUAGCUUCCUGGAAAGGCCGACUGCCAGAAGCAAAGCUGCAAAUUAAGAUGGGCGGCCUGCUGCUGGAAGGCUGCAGCUUCGAUGGGAGCCGGCUGUCCGAGAACCAGCACGACUCGCCCAGCGUGUCGCCCGUCCCCACCUGCUGUGUGGGCUGGAUCUGCCAGGGUGCAUACGGCCCAUAUUCCCCUGAGGAGUGCAUAUCUCUGCCUGUUUACACGAGCGCCGAGAGGGACCGUGUGGUGACCAACAUUGACGUUCCGUGCGGGGGCAGCCCGGAUCAGUGGGUUCAGUGUGGAGCGGCUCUGUUUCUGAAAAAUCAGUAGAGUCUAAUGAUGAUAAAAGCUGUAUUAGCAAAAGAGAAACAUUUGCUACUUUAAACUUUAAAUAAAUGUGAUCAGUCUGCAUUUAAAAUGUUCAAAAAAUUAUCGCAUAGCUGCAUACCUUAUGUUAUUGAGCUCACUGGGUUGUUUAGUGGGUCAGGACAGACAAUGCAACUUUACAAUAAUAAUUUGAUGGAGUUCAUGUUAAAUGUAGUAUUCCCUUUAUAACAGUAAAUUUUUUUUUUGAGGCAGUUCAGGUUUCCAAUGGCUGAAAAUAUUAAUGUAUGUAAGAGGUUGAGAGUGGUGUAUUUAAGGAAUCAGUAAUGAAUAUUUUGGCUGUUUUUUGUCUCCUAAUUUGUAUUAAUAAAAUAUAAAACCAUU